This is a messenger RNA of Cryphonectria parasitica EP155, 5940 nucleotides long. RefSeq lists its product as uncharacterized. Gene Ontology annotation, biological process: replication fork processing; double-strand break repair via homologous recombination. NCBI's taxonomy places the organism in Eukaryota, Fungi, Ascomycota, Sordariomycetes, Diaporthales, Cryphonectriaceae. Gene Ontology annotation, cellular component: nucleus; Cul8-RING ubiquitin ligase complex. The annotation marks the transcript as partial. The record is from RefSeq and is a predicted model, not a curated record. The transcript has 2 exons.
GGAUUUGAUGUCCUCGCCGGGACACCUGUCCGAGGACAUCGAUCACUGAGACCCCGAAAACCGAUUCAAGAACACCCGUAUCUUCUGGAAAAUGCACAGUACAGCCGCUCCAUGAAAACACAUGGUGUCAAGCCGGUUCGCAUCACGAUCGAAGAACAAGAGGCGGCCGCCAGACGACGACACGAGAAGGACUCUCAAGAUUUUGAAUAUAACGAGAGUCAGCUGGAAUCCGAAGGCCAGGACGCAGAGUCUCAGAGGCACCAAGACAAAAGAAAACAGAGGAAGAUCUAUGAUGAUGUGGAUGUGGAUGAACUGGCGCUAUCACCCUCCCCAAAAACCUCGUCACCUCCGAGGCAUCUCAGAGCCAGCAGCGAGCAAAGCCCAGGACAGCAGACGAACAACACCAGCAUGAGCGAGGACGAGAACUUCCCCGACAUCAGCCAGCUUUUUGGGCGGAAAAAGGACACCCUCGUGAGGUCGUACAAGCGACAGGCGCCAUCACUGCCUCCAUCGUCCAAAAAGCGACUGAGGACCAACAAUGCGAUCAUCACACAAGAGUCUCCCUCACGAAGACAUGCCGAUGCUUGGGAUCUCCCGUCAUCCCCUCCCCCUCCUCCACCGACUUCAGCAUCCCGCACUGAUCACCAUCGUUCGCCGACCAGGUCAUCUCGUCACCACGAGCAGGAGGAAGAAGAUACCCCUCGACAGGAGGCUUCCAGUUCAGACAGCGAUUCUGAACUGGUUCGGAGGACAAUGAAGAGGAUCAGAGGAGUCCUACCCGCAUCCUGGCUAAGACUAGAUCAGCAAUCCCGCAAGGACAAAACAAAGAGUAACUUGAAGAGACAGAGUCCGUUACUGUCCCCGGAUCGGCCGCGUCUAGGGCUCGCUGUGAGAAAGGCCGGAGCAACUCAGCCUGGCGCGUCUACCAAAUGUUUCUUAGAUGAGCUCAUUGAUGAUUACGACCAUGAUAACGACGACACACAAGCAAGGGCUGAGCGAUUCGGAGAGGAUGAUGUCCUGGACGCAAUCCCGGACCACAGCGAGCUCCUACCUCUGGACGACGGCGCUUCAGUAGUGGAGGAGGACUUCGUCGAUUGGAUGCUGCCUGGGCAGAAACGGAAGCGCGCUUCCUCGCGCCGACCUCCUCAUAAGAGAAAGAAGUCUCGGCAGAAGCUCUUUCACGGCGAGGAACGAAAGCGGUAUCGACAACAAAAAAUCUCACAUUCUGUACAACGCCUGGAUCGUCCUUUGACUAACAGUGCCAGACGAUCAGAACAUAACAGCACCAACCAAGCAGUAGGCCAGGCGGACAGGGCCAUCUCGCCCCCUGCACUGAGCAUCGCCGACUUUGCUGGUCCCGAUGCGCCAAAGUUUAUCAGAGUCGCUGCUCGAGCUGCCAGUAAGCGAAGCGAUAUGGGAAGAUCCAAACCCUCAGGCAAAAGUAUCAAUCUUGGAAAUCGCACGGACAACGUGGACGCCCUUUCAGUCUUGAAGGCUUGGAGGAUUGGAAAGAUCGCACAGACAACCCCGAAAGCACCACGUCCUCCAGUGCAGCAAAAGUUGCCAAUCACUAGGCAGGCUCUCAGGCCGCUGUCCGCUAAUGUCAGGCGGCAGCCAAAGUCGCAAAGUGGUCUGUCUUUCAUACAGCCUCAGAAGUUGACGAGACAUGUCCAGACGGAUAACAAUUUCGCAAGCGCCGAGGAGUCAACCCCCCGUUCUGAAGUCCAUUCUGUCAGAUUAGUGGACUCAAAGAAGACCGUGUCGCAUUCUCGGGAUGAUCAUUUCAGGCCGGCUCAGCUCGAGGCAGAUGUGUUGCACGACGAGAGUGACUUCGCCUUCACUGCCAGGAAGAAAAUGCUGGAUCUUUUGUUUCGCAAGAACCGGCGUGAGGUCCUGGCUCGGACCUUCCACCUACGCCGAUCUCCUUCUGACAAGGGAUGUGUGUCUGCUGAACCUCCUUCAGAGGCGACCAACAAGUCUGCGUUUGACUUGCUCGAGGUCAGGGUCCAGAGAGACCAGGGGAGAAAGACGAAGACCCCUCGGGCUCGCAAGCUGGUUCUCCCAAGGCGGCUGGACCUGAAAGAUCCUCAAUUUCAACAUGCGAAUGACCCUCUUCCGUUCUUCGACGAGCCUACAGCUGCAGAAGCCCCCCAGCCUUUACACCAGGGGCAGAGCAAGGUCACCGGCUUAGGACCUUUCGGAACACAAUACACUCAGCACUUCGACAUCUUCCCAUUACAUCAAGAUACUUUCUUUCACCGUGAUACUAUCGUCGGAGCAGGCAUUCUGAAAAAAGCUUUGGACUAUGGGGUUUCCGAUGCAGUCGGAACCACCCGGCCAGCAAUAUCCUUUGGGUUUUCGAAUUAUCGGUUCGACUGGGGAUGCUGGACCGAUAAGGUGUCAUCUGAGCUUGGCCUACUCUUCGACUUGCUCAUCACCAACAUAGAGGAGAGAAGGGGGGAUGAGACUCGCUCUGGUGGGCAUCAAGCUGUAAAAUGUUCAGAACACAUCCUCGGCUUCAUCCUCGACGCCGUCAGCUUAGAUGGAGAGGUAGAAGUACGAUGGUUCACGGAACGGGUCUCGGAGCUGCUCCUCAGCUUCCUCCAGCAGACACGACCUUCAACACACGGACGAGGCGCGGACCGCACAUUACUCCAGAUCAAUUCGAGAUUUCUCAUGUGCGCCCUGGUGGUACUUCGACUCUGCCACGGUACAGUCGAGCUCUCGAGCGGAGUGCUGCAGGCCGAAGACUUGCUGAAACAAUUUGCCAAAGUAAUCAUCGAGCAACUCCAAGAGAUCGGUCUUGCCGAGGUCCGCACGACCUAUCACGAUCUGCAACGUCUUUCCACUCGAGAACGCGGAAUCAGAACUGAAAAUGUCACUGCAGCUAGUUGGGUCAUUGUCAUCAAGGUUCUCGGCGCAGCUCAUAUGCCGCGCGCUGGAUUCUGGGAUUUGACGGGUUCGAUCAUGACUGCCAGCGUCCUUCCGACCUCCGACGCCCAGAAACUUGAGGGCUUGUGGUCCGACAUGUUCACGCUCCUCCCUCUUGGCGAAUUCGAUGACAUUGGCGUUCUGAGCAAAGGGAUGCGGUCUGUGCUUCCGCUUGAGGGCUGGAGCGUGCCGCAGAAACUUUUGAAAGUAGCAUUCGAGUGCUACCAGAGCGAUCAAAGGCAAUCCCCCAGUUUCAACGAUUACUGUCGGGCCUUGCUGGGGCGCUGUCACUACUUGAUCGAUCAAUGGGGCUGGCACAAGUGUGUCGGUAUUGUUGGUACAAUUUUCGACUUCUUUGGGCAUCAGAAUCUGUCACAUUUGAGAAAUGAGGAGGUUUACAAAUCACCAAGGUUUCUGGAAGAGCUCAGUGAUGGACCCUGCCUGUCAGUUGAGCCGGAAGACCGCUGCUUCCAUAUAUUUCUGAAGAUAUUGGCCGUGGCCAUUCAGAAUAUGAGGCGGAACGGACUCUCCAACGACCUUCGCAACCUCAUCACCCGAUGCCUACCCAAUCACAAUCGACAAUACUCGAAGGAGCAGACGAUCCAUUCCCACGACCUUGCUUCCCUACGAAAUCAUCACGACCUCCUCUGUACCCUUUUCUGGGCUGCUCCUCCCGAGGAUCGUCGACCUGUUGAUUUGAUCGAGAAAUUGGUUCAACCCGCCAGUUCCCACAAAGAAGCCUGCCUGAUCAACCUGCGGGCAUGGAGGCAACUCGCACGAUUUGUCGUUUCGUCCGGAGGAUCGGUCAAUGACUACAGGCCGUUCAUGUCAUGGCAGAACAAUGUGUUUCAACAGAUUCUCACCCAAUACCUCACAGCUGCUGCUGAUGUUCAGGAUCAGUUCAUGUCCAUGGCAAAGGAAGACAGGGGGCGUAUCGAGCAGCAGAUGCUAGAUGGCAUUGUUGCUGCAAAUCAGGCCGCGGCGAAGGACGUCCUACAUUUCAGCAUUAGGGCAUCUCUGGAUGUCGUCAAACACUGUCCUUCCCUGACAGCAGCAACAUUUUCGUUCAACGUCAACCAGCUAAACAAAGUCUUCAGUAAGCUGAGCGUGAAAGAUGGAGACCUGGACUGGGGCAUCGUGCGAGCCUGUGUUGAGACGAUCGAUGUCUUGGUCAAACAAUUGGAGGACCUCUGGUACAAAUUGCGGGAGUCAACAAACGAUUCGGUUUCGUCACACGGCAGUCGGGAAUUUGAGGACGCGGUUGAGUUCCUGGAUGACAAGAUCGUCCAAGGCUUCUUCGCUGCAGCCUGUCGGGCAAUCAACUCGCCAGCGUGCGACAUUCCCCCGCACCUUGGCUCUGCUUCCGCCAUCGUCGAGAAAGCGAUCAUUCUGUGUGGUCGAAUUACUAGUCUUUUCAUUGACGGCGGCAAGAGCCAGCUACGACACUUUUUCUCUCCCGGCAAGUAUGGGAUCUUCCGAGCCCUCCCUGACGAGCUCGGCCUAGCAGAGAAGAGAUUCAUUCCUCUUUUUGUGGCUACCCUUCUCGAGAACCACGUCUUCAACUUCUCAAGCAUCAGCUGCAGUCACUUCGACAUCUGGAUCACGUCCCUAGUGAAACCAUUUCAUGCACUGCGGUAUGAAAAUCAUCUCGCCGAGAUUCUCAAGUCGAUCGAAGUGGGCUACAUCAGGGGAGCAAUCAUCAAGCCUGGAGCAGCCCCUAAUUACAACUCGAAUCGAGACCUCUUUGCCUGCGGUGUCGCUUAUAUGAGAAGGGAGCUGCGUCAAGCGGAUAUGGCACAGAGGAAAGCACUGCGAGCUGGGUACCAGAGGCUCUUGGAAUCGGUCAUGCAGCAGAUGAAGUCGCAUAUCAGAUCCGUCAAGUUGGGCUCGACCGAGCACCAGGACUACGUCAGUUUCAUUCGUGAGAUUGUUGGCCUCAUUAAGUCACACGGUGCCGAAAUUUGCACAGUCGACCCUUUCUACUAUCAAUUCAGCGCCGAAUACUCGCCCACCAAAGAGGAUCCUCAGCUGCAUACUGCAGGCAUUCUUGCUUACGGCCUCAGACUGGGGGAAGGGGAGACGACGGCGGCCCCACAGCUCUUCUACUACCUCUACAACCAUUUCAAAUCGGCUCUGGCAAACGGCCAGCUCGAUGCAGAGCGCAGGAUUAUCGAGAGUGGAAUGAGGGACGACAACAUACUCUCAUUCGUCAUCGGUCGCAUGCUGCCUGCGAUCAUCCAAGCGUCUUCCUCCGCACUCGAUAUAUGGCCACUGCUGCGUGUCUAUUCCCAGGCCCUUCUGCAAGUCCUCAACAGAUGCUGUCUUCCGAGAGAGAUCCCAGAAAGCUGUCUUGACGAUGUUGUUUGUCUACUGGACGCCGUAAUGGGCUGGAUGCAAGAUCAGGUUCGGCGAAGUGAUGAAGGCACAAGCAUGUCACCGGCCCAAAUACACGUUCUGAACGAGGUGGUGAGACUAUGCAACGCCAUACGGCCGAGCUUGAUCUGCUGGCUCUUGCUGCCUUCCAUGAUGGAUACGACGCAGAGACUGGAAAGGUGUAUUGAUGGGAUGACUCACUUUGCUAAAAAUGCUGCUUCUAUUCUCAAGAAUUUGCUCGCGUUACGAGGGACCGAGACGACAGUCCGCGACGUGGCUGUGCGAUCACUAGUCGCACUGGCAAAGGAUGACUCGCCUCCUGCUCACAUGGAUCCUCACAUCAACAGCUUCAAGCAGACUCUGGUGCGCGAGAUGCAGGACAGUUGGAUCGUCACACCGGAUCUGAUCACGGUCAGAGUAGCGGUUGCCUCCUCUGCGCAUACAGGGACACAGUCGAUGCAAGGGGUCAAGAAUGAUUUGGGCCAGGGACAAGAGGUCUUGUUGAAACUUUAUGAUGGUGUGAGGGCUUGGACGAGGGAGAUGGACCGUGAGGAAGACACCGCCACCAGUCGAAAGCGGCGGCGAAGAAGAACCACGAGACGCUUCAAAGCAAUAGUAGAAAUAGACAUCUUGUGA